UCUUUAAUUUAUGUUCGAACCUUCUUCAUUAUUUCAUAUUUUCGAACUUUUCUCAAAGGUGUUUCUGAAUCCUUUGCACGAAAUAAUAAUUUCAUUUAAAAAACUGCUCAAGGUAUGACGGAGAGUCAUCACAAUUGACUGACGGCUACGUUAUAGAAUCGAACUGGCAUGAAGUGGUUGACAACUUUGACGCUAUGAACUUAAAAGAGAAAUUAUUGCGUGGAAUUUAUGCUUACGGGUUUGAGAAGCCAUCGGCUAUUCAACAACGAGCGAUAAUUCCAUGUAUUUGUGGUCGUGAUGUCAUAGCACAAGCACAGUCGGGCACUGGAAAAACUGCAACAUUUUCAAUUGCAAUCCUCCAGAAAAUCGAGUCAACUGUUCGCGAUUGUCAAGCUUUAGUUCUUGCCCCAACUCGUGAGCUCGCGAUCCAAAUCCAAAAAGUUGUCUUAGCUCUCGGUGAUUUCAUACAAAUUGAAUGUCACGCAUGCAUUGGUGGAACGAAUGUGCGAGAAGAUAUGCGCAAUCUCGAGCAAGGCGUUCAAGUUGUUGUUGGCACACCUGGUCGUGUCUAUGACAUGAUUCAACGAAAAGUCUUAAGAACCAACAACAUAAAACUCUUUGUAUUAGAUGAAGCUGACGAAAUGCUUUCUAGAGGAUUCAAGGAUCAGAUUCAUGACGUUUUCCGAAUGAUUCCCAGUGAUGUUCAAGUAAUUUUACUAUCGGCAACGAUGCCAAAUGAAGUUCUUGAAGUCACUCGUGGUAUUGAUGUCCAACAAGUUUCACUUGUCAUCAAUUACGAUUUACCAAAUAAUCGUGAGAAUUAUAUUCACAGAAUCGGUCGUGGAGGUCGUUUUGGACGGAAAGGUGUCGCAAUAAAUUUUAUCACAGAAGAAGAUAAGCGAACAUUAAUCGAUAUUGAACAAUUUUGCAACACAAAAAUUGAGGAAAUGCCGAUAAAUGUCGCUGAUUUGAUAUGA
Messenger RNA from Clunio marinus, 977 nucleotides. The record is from the annotation of a GenBank genome assembly. NCBI's taxonomy places the organism in Eukaryota, Metazoa, Arthropoda, Insecta, Diptera, Chironomidae.